ACAGAAUACGGAGUCAGUCUAACGAGGGAGACGGGAACCAAUUAAACUGCACCUCUACCGGGUAUUCACACAAAACCAAACAACCGAACUUGCGAGGAUACCCUACUAGUAUCAUACUCACUCUGAGAAGCCGAUACAUCUCAGAAACAUAUCCGGUUCCGGCCAACUUUAGGCCACCUUCUCCCAUCAUCCCUCCAAACAAUGCCCGCAGCAGCAGCUCCUCGAAAGAAAACACAUGCUCGUACAAACACCGUUGAACUUCAGGAAUCAGCUCGUCUAGAGCUUGUCGUUCCUCAAGAAUCAGAUCUAGACAUAUCUCAGGCAAUAGAUGAAGCUCUCAAGCGGGACAAACAGCGGGUCUCUACCGCUGAUGGUGGGAUUUCGGCUGUUUCUGCAAUCGAACAGCGCAAAUCCCUUUUCUACGAUGAAACCUUGCCGGUAUUCGUGGUUCUUCAGCUUCUAAUCCCCCUAGAAGAUAGUGUCUACGAAUCCUAUCUCUCUCGUCUUGCCGUUUCUCUCGAAGUAGCCGCUGUAGAUGGCCAACGGCAACAGCAGCAGCGGCAGCCACAAUAUGGGGGAAGGCCCGCGGAGACAAUCCAUCUGUUAUUCCAAACCGUGGUGGAUGAAAACGAGACAAAGCGAAUCGUCAUAGAUAACGGUGCACAGAGACUAGCAAUAUGGAAGAUUGACGUGCCCCUAGGGCAUCCCCGGGCUCGUCUCAACAACCCAAAGGUCAUAUUAACGGCUUCGGCUACCAUACGUCCAGCUGAACUUCACAAACCUGUUGUCGAAGAUGAAUAUCUGUCGACCCGACAGCCUGUUGGAAUUAAUCUACUCGAGUCUUUUGCCGAAGAUCCAUAUCUAUCCACUGUUGCUCCUCGGCUUUCUGCUUCAAGAGUUUCCCGGGUGAUACCUGUGACCCAGACGCCACAGCAAGCUCUCCGCCCCUUCGGUUAUGCUGCGAAGCGCAAUUUCAAUAUCUACCCAGCCAUUAACAUCCGACUGCGUUACUCCCGUAUCUUUUCCGGAACAAAGCAGACUAUCAUUGCUUCUCUGGAUUUGGAAGUGACACACUUCAGUGAAUGCGAUGUAACUAUAGAGAGUGUUGAAAUUGCACUGUCUGGCGGGAAAGCCAACCCCCUGACAGAUUCGCCAUCUCCUUCUUUACCUAUAGAGUGUCGACCACGAGAUGAUAUAACAUUCUUAUUUAUCCUAACACCGACCGAUUUGCUCCCCACGUCCGGCUCGCCAGCCCCAGCAUCAUCUAAUUCGCCAAUACGUCCUAUUUCCGUCACCUUACAAGCGACCGCCCACCUCUCGCCAAUAUGCCAUCCUAAGAUAUUUACUAAUUGGACUACAACUGUGGACUUUUCACCACCACAAAGCCCCACCUUCCAACCCUCGCCUGGUAUUCAGCGUGCCCAUCGGCCACCUUCCCUAGGAAGCAUCAUCCAUGGUGCCACCGUUUCAUCAUCGGCCGGGAUCCGUCCGGUCCAUCAACCCGCCGCUCCAUCCCCUGCUCUAACUUUCACACCGCCGAACCAUUCUACCCCCUCUUUUGUAGCGAACCCGGCGCCCGAGAGCACUCCAGGCCUGACCAUAACAUUCUCUGGCCCAUCGAGAGUAUAUGUCGGUGAGAUCUUCGUCUGGACCGUCUUUGUCGUGAACCGCUCCCAGCGAACCCGAAAACUCGCGUUAAUGGUCCCACCGAAACGCCGGAAGGCCGGUGAAGGGAAGUCGCUUCCUCCGAGACCUGCCGGAGACGAAGAUGCAACAGAGGCGGUUCUGGAUGAGGCGGUGGUGUACCAGACGCAUCGGGCACAGUACUUGGAACCGGCGGAAUUAGUUCCACUGGUUAAUGAUGUUAGGGUCGGGUGA
Messenger RNA from Tuber melanosporum (Perigord truffle), 1878 nucleotides. RefSeq lists its product as uncharacterized. The transcript is spliced from 2 exons. Gene Ontology annotation, biological process: intra-Golgi vesicle-mediated transport. The record is from RefSeq and is a predicted model, not a curated record. Gene Ontology annotation, cellular component: TRAPPII protein complex; trans-Golgi network. Bases 202 to 1878 code for a protein of 558 amino acids. Lineage: Eukaryota; Fungi; Ascomycota; Pezizomycetes; Pezizales; Tuberaceae.